Molecule: messenger RNA, 3570 nt
Organism: Hypanus sabinus (Atlantic stingray)
Lineage: Eukaryota; Metazoa; Chordata; Chondrichthyes; Myliobatiformes; Dasyatidae
Exons: 6
Coding region: 143-748 (201 amino acids)
Source: RefSeq, a predicted model, not a curated record
AUUUCACAAGAAGGAGUCAAGCCAUUGCUUUCAAUUACAAACAUACCUCGGUGCUGUUUACAAGGCAGCUACAAAGCAAGAAACCUGAAGGAACAGAAAAAGACCAAGACCUGAUGUGCAGAAAGGAGAAAAAAUACAAAUCAUGAAAACAAUAGAAGUACUUGUUAGCCAACGGUUUAAAGGAGAUGGAUGGAAGCCAACAGUUGUCAUUCGGAACCAUAACAGCCGUGAUCUCAUUGCAUGGAGAAACAGGUUUCUGCAGCCUCUCCUAUCACUGAAUUUUCUUGCAGUUUCUUCUUUUGGGGAAAUUUUGGUCCCCCACCCACCCCACGACACUCAUUGGGUGCUGUACAAUCACAUUAGACCAAGGAUUGAAAUUUCAAAUGCUACAGUGCACAAACCUCAAGUUCAAAGGAGAUGUAUGAUGCAAACUUUUUACACAGAGCAGUGGGUGCCUGGAAUGUGCAGGAUGAGAUGGUGGUGGUGGCGGUACGAUGAAGAUAUACAACAAAAUGUCCAUCCAUUUCUUGGUCUGCUUGCCAUUGGACAAAGAUGUUGCUCAGCAAAGCCUGCACAGUGGUGGGCAUGCAGUGGUCACACCACAUUCAACAAAAAUCAAGCUCAAGUAUCUUUCAUUCUUCAAGUUCAUGAGCUGGGGCACCAGGACCCACAUGGGUGUGACCCAUUGUUGGAUCUGAAUUACUACAUUCUCAGAUGGAAUGGGAUUCGUGCAGAUGAUGCUGCCUGACCUGCUGAGUCUUUCUGGCAACACCUACAUCACCAGAGUUCCAUUCAGAUAUUGUCUAGAUCCUCCAAUGUCCUUCAAGGCUGGUGAAGAAGGCUUGCUGUUGUAUAUUUGAAAGACCCUUGAAAAAUAAUUCAGUGGGAAGUGAUAGCUUUCUCACAUGUUACAUGAAAUAAGUGUAAUGCCUCAAUAAAUGUCAGAGUCAUAAAAUAACACAACAUGGAAUCAAGCCUUUCUGCCCAAUUUGUCCAUGCCAAUCAUAGUGCCCACCAAUAUAGUCCCAUUUGUCUGUAUUUGGCCCAUCUCUAAACCAUAAUUUGCACUUAUUCAAAUGUCUUUUAGUUACAUGCCUGAAUCACUUCCAUUGGCAGCUCAUUCCAUGAAUGCACUAGCAUCUACAUGAAGAAGCUGCCCUCAGGCUCCUUUUAAAUUGUUUCCCUCUCACCGAUGCACUCUAGUAUUUAGUUCCCCUUCCCUGGGAAAAAGUCAAUGUUCAUUUUCUUUAUCCAUGUCCACCAUGAUUUUAUACAGCUCCAUAAGGUUUAUCUCUCAAUCUCUUAUAUUUAAAGAAAUAUAGUCCUAGCCUGCCCAACCUCCAACUACAACUCAGAUCUCUGAGUCCUGGCAGCAUCCUUGUAGGUCUUAUCUACACUCCUGUCGGUUCAGUUAUGGCUUUCCUAUCACAAGGCAGCUAAAACUGAACCCAAUACUCCAAGUGCAUUCUUGUUCAAAUACAGCAUAGUAUGACAAUUCCAAUACUCCGUGAUGAAAGUCUUGUGUCAAAGGCCCUAGUUCACAAAAAUGUCAUCAAAUUAGUGACCUCAGAUCCAACAAGAAAGAUUUUCUGGUUAGUAUGGCAACAGUUGGACUGUAAUACCAAGUAACAGCUGCUGACUCAAGAAGAGAGCAUUGAACAAAGGCUUGCAAUUUGUACUGCAGGGAACACUGCAGUACAAGAUUCCCUCAGGUCAUUAUUUUUACCAGUGUUAUAAAUAAGUCCUUUCAGAAUACUUUUGCAAUAUCAUUGGAAGUAGCAGUGUGGAAAUCUCCUUAAUUCCGGCACCCAAUGACAACUCAACAAAAAUCAAUCCUUGGUACAAUUUUGAAGAGAUUUAGUAUUCCGUGAGGGUUUUUUUUCAUCUGAAAAAAAAUUGAUCAUAUUUUGCCAAAAAUGCUUAAGUAGGAAUGAAGGCCAGCGUUGGCUUAAUGUCAAGUAUUUUUGCCUUGCAAUUUGUAAUCUGCAGCAUUAUAACUUUUUCUUUUGAGUCUUAAUAGUCAGCUAGUAUGACUUGCAGCUAGUAUGACUGUCAGCUUGCUUAAAGCAAAAAAUGAGGUAGUCCGGUAAUGAUAAGGUUACUAGGAAUACCUUACUAUUUCUGGUUAUAGUGACUCUUUCCACAUUCUCACAGAGAUUUAAGAAAUAGAAAUGAUGAUUCAUUAUCCAUAGUUGGUCUUGGAACAUUCUGAAGGCAGGAAAGGCACCUUCAUUUCCAAAUAUCCAUUCUGCAAAAUACUAAGCCAUGCAGAGAAUGAGGAUCACCAUUCAUUUAUACCUAGAAAAUCCUGGAGAGAUUCUGCAGGCAGGGUAGCAUCUGUGGAAACGAGUACAUCGACAUUUUGGGCCAAGACUGGACUGGGAAAAUAGAUGAGGAGUCAGAGUAAGAAAGUUGGGGGAGGGGAGGAAGAACCACAAGGUGAUAGGUGAAACCGGGAUAGAGAGAGGGGUGAAGUAAAGAGCUGGGAAGUUGAUUGGUGAAAGAGGUACAAGCCUGGAGAAGGGGGAAUCUGAUAGGAGAGGACAGAAGGUCAUGGAAGAAAGAAAGGGUGGAGGAGCACCAGAGGGAGGUGAUAGGUAAGUAAUGAGAUAAAGUGUGAGAAGGAAAUGGGAAUGGGGGAUGGCGAAUGGUGAGGCGGGUGGAAUUGCAGGUAGUUUGAGAAUUCGACGUUCAUGCCAUCAGGUUGGAGGUUACCCAGAUAUAAGGAGCUGCUCCUUCAAUCUGAGUGUGGCUUCAUCGCGACAGUAGAGGAGGCCAUGGACUGACAUGACUGACAGUUGAAUGAUCUUACAUUUACUAUAACUGAAGAACUCUGCAAUGUUAAGAGCUGUGUACAGACUUUCUCAGGUAGAUUCAAAAGCUCCUUUGACACUACUUAGAAGAAAAUCAAGAGUGUUAUCAUGUAUUGACAAUAUUUUAUCUUUCAGUUAAUAUUACUAUAAACAGAAUAUCUAGACAUUAUCCUGUUGUUGCUUGCAGGAGCCUGCAGAAUUCAAAUUGAUCAUUGUGUUCCCUGCAUGACAACACCUCCAAUCCCUCAAAUCUCCCAUGGUCCACUUUACUAUCAUAUUCCUUCUUCUUCAGCCCUUUACCAUCUACAGCCAUCACCUCGAUGCUUUUGGCUUCAUCCUCCCUCCUCCACCCACCUACGUUCCUCUUCACCUGGCUUCACCUAUCACUUGCCAGCUUGUACUCCUUCCCCUCCACCCACCUUAUUCUGGCUUCUUCCCCUUUCCUUUCCAGUCUUGAUGAAGGAGGUCUUGGCACAAAGCAUAGAUUCUUUAUUCUUCUCCAUAGAUUCUGCCUGACCUGCUGAGUUCCUCCAGAAUUUUGUAUGUUACUUUCAAAUAUUCCAUGGGCCAGAAACCCAGUUCAAUACAGUAAAGCAUGAGGGAUGUUUCAUGAAUGUAAGCUUUUCUUUUAGUGAUUUUCUUUCUUGCCCUAGUAGGAAAGGCAUAAAAUCACCUAAGAUCCCUACUUCUGAUGAAUAUCAAUUUUCCUCUGUGAGAAAUUGCAUUGAUAUCUACACUCAGUGGUUACUCUAUUAGA